AUGGGUCGUCAGUACUAUGCUGUGCCCGUUUACAUGCUCCCUUGCCUUCCGCCGAGGAGCAUUGACGUUGUCAUCCGAUGCCAGACCAGGCAUCCAAAACCACUCAGAUCAGCCUUGGGCUCUGCGGAGGCGUUUGGAAUGCAGACCUCCAGAGACAGGGACUUGGGAAUCUCGGACUAUAUCAUCCACGUUCUUGGUGCAUGGUCUACUCGCCAACCCUACUUUGUGGAAAUCUAUCGUGCCUUGCCUUUCGGAUCCAAGAUGCUUAUUGAGAGCAUCACACCCGAAUGGUGGGAACCCUUCUUUCCUUACCUAGUACAAUACGGAUCGCGCGAUAAGGAGUCCAAUGUAGGCGCCCGACCCAGACGCCACCUUCACCGCGGGAUCGUUGACCAAGGCAGUCACAGCUGCGGCAAUUGGGAUCCUCGUCGACGAAAGCAAGGCCAGCUGGGACAUUUUGUCAAGGACGUGCUCCCGGCUUUCAACUCCCGAGGCAAGACACUACAAGAGCAUGUCACCCUCACCGACAUACUCUCUCACCGCACCGACAUGUCAUGGGCGGACAAUCUCUGGCUUGGGACCGAGAGUAAUGUGCUCAUCAGUGGAGCCAACGUAAUAAAGUUCAUCAACAACCAGACCCUCCUCGCCCCGUUCCGGGCUCAGUUCGGAUACAGCAACCUCUGCUACGAGCUUGCAGGUUAUCUCAUUGACGCUCUCAAUGGGCAGUCCUAUUUCGACUUUGUCAAGAGCCGCCUUCUUGACCCGCUGGGCAUGAGCCGUACAUUUCUGCAGACCCCGCCGGCCGAUGUCGACAACAAUUCUGUCUGCUACAACACCUUGGGUGACAAGUCCACAGCUCCCAUUACAUGUGCAAAGACUCGGACUGACAGGGACUGGUUGAUCUAGUAGACUGACUGAUUAGGAAUGAGUGCACAACGACACCGAUGUAGUUGCCUCGGAGUAGAGAUGAUAUUGGCAUCAUGUCUUACCGAUUCUGCUAGGUGUCGUGUC
This is a messenger RNA of Pyricularia oryzae 70-15, 1011 nucleotides long. RefSeq lists its product as uncharacterized. The transcript has 2 exons. The record is from RefSeq and is a predicted model, not a curated record. NCBI's taxonomy places the organism in Eukaryota, Fungi, Ascomycota, Sordariomycetes, Magnaporthales, Pyriculariaceae. The coding region runs from base 1 to 906 and encodes 301 amino acids.